This is a messenger RNA of Galdieria sulphuraria, 2342 nucleotides long. RefSeq names its product RNA-binding protein (Nab3), putative. The transcript is spliced from 2 exons. Lineage: Eukaryota; Rhodophyta; Bangiophyceae; Galdieriales; Galdieriaceae. Gene Ontology annotation, molecular function: RNA binding. The record is from RefSeq and is a predicted model, not a curated record. Bases 24 to 2321 code for a protein of 765 amino acids.
CGUAGUUGGUUGAGGGCCAUUUGAUGAUGACUGAAGCAAAUACGGACUGGAAUGAACCUCGGCAAGAAAAUGAAGCUUGUGUAGAUAAUCAAAAAGUUCAAGAUACUCAAGGUGUAGAUAUUGUACAAGGAGAACCGAAAGAAAGAUUGGCGGAACAGGAAAACGUGGACUGCGAUAAAGAGGAAGACCGAGAAUGCACAUCACAGUCUCUAAGGUUGGUUGAAGCUGCUAAAGCUGCCCUUGUGGCUGCCGCAGCCCUUAGAGACGAACAACUGUCUUCUAAUGUUCAAAAAGAAUCUGCGGAAGGUUUAUCACUUGAUACGGAUAUUGACACUUGCUUGCCACAUUUUGAAGGGGAUUCCGGGAGUCCCGACAACACUGUAACCGAACAGCAAGUUACUAUCCCAAAUAUUCAGCAAAGCGUUUUCAAUGAAAGGACAAAGUUGGAGCUACAAGAAAGGGAAAAUGCCAAUCAAGGGGAAAGUAUUGAUGUUGAAGCCACAAACAGUGAUGUUGAGCGUGGUGCCCAAAAUGAAGCAGUUAAUGCGUUGCUUUGUAACAAAACUGCUUUGGAAAGCCAAUGUUCCAUUGCAGCAAUAUGCAGUGAGAACACUACAACUUCCAACACCUUUGUCCCAUCUUCACCUCAGCUUACAGAGUCCUAUUCUGAACAGUCGAAAAAAGCGGAAGGUAGUAACUCUUCUAGCGCGAAAGAAAGUAGCUCUUAUAUUGCGAAGAGUUCUUUCAACAGACCAGCUGACAGUCGUGUAUUUAUUGGCAACUUGGCUUCUGAAAGAACAACUGUUGCUGAACUUGUUUCUAUUUUUUCAAAGUAUGGCAAUCUGAUUGAAGAGCCUGUUAUCCGUCGUUCGUUCGGUUUUGUUCAAUAUGAUAAUGCAGAUUCAGCGUACAGAGCUAUUGAAGCUGAACAGGGAAGAGUCAUCGGUGGAAUGCCAAUUGAUUUGAGUCUCGCAGACAAUAGAGACUCUCGAAGGAACCCAAGGACACAUUCUGUUGUUGGUCCAGAUAAGUCGCGAAAGAACACAGGGACAGAUCGUUUCAAUCCCUAUGAACGUGCUGGUAGACCAAACACAAUUGGAAGACCUGCAAGACAAUCUAAAGGCAAUUUUCGGAGGCCUAGACGAUUUGACUCUCGAAAUGGUGUUGCUGUUCGUGUCCUAGUUAUGGGACAGCAUGCCAGAGGUUAUGCGCACAGUUGCGAAGCCACUAUUCGAGCUUUCCUAGGCCUUCAAACUGAUGUUGUAUAUAUAGAAGCGAAUAAGCUGGGAGACUCUUUGGAACUGGCAAAGGAACAGUUAGUGCCAUACGUUAUUGUUGUGAAUUCCAAGGAUGAGAGAGAAGGUUCCUGUUCUCUUCGAAUUUUGGAUUUUGAAGGAUAUCAGAAGGUGAAAGGUGGAUCAUUACCCUUUCGAGAAGUUUUAAAUAUCAUUGUUGAAGAGGAAGAUUUAGAACAACAAGUCAUUAUGAAUAUGAAUGCCUUAGCACCACUUGGUUUUCCAGGUGGAGUAGACACGACAUCGAAUCCAAGUGGCAAUUCGCGUAGUUCUGGUCGCUCUGGAAAUGCAAGAGCGGCUCGCGACUCUCAUCGAAACUUAUCACAGUCGUCAACAUCCGUAACCUAUCCCACUUAUUCUAAUCUUCCUGGCAAUACUCAAGCUUGGCCUAUGUAUGGCGCCGUUUCGAAUAGUCCAGGAUCCAAUAUCAGUUCAAUGGGUUUGUCAGGUCAGCCUUCAUCCUUAAUGACAAUGCAGAAUCAAUCGUUGCAUUUGAAUCCGCAACAGCAGCCGAUGACACAAAAUUUGGGUUAUCUCCAAAAUCAGGCUCAAACAAAUGUUGGCAUCUCAAGUGCCACUCCUUAUGCGUCAUUAUUGAAUAGUCUCUCUAUGCUUCAACAGUCGCAGAAUUCGUCACAGCCAGGAAUUCCUUCCUCAGGACAGUAUAGCAUGUCCAACAUAUUACCUUCUGGACAGCAAACUGUGGAUCUUGCAAAGGUAGCGAAUACUUUAUCUUCGCUUUCUCAGUUUCAACAGCAACCGCCACCUAUGACUCGACCGUCGAAUUAUUCACAAACAGCAGUUUCUUCAGGAUAUAACAUUGCAAACAUGCUUCAAUCCCUUCAAAAUAGUACAUUGCCUAAUGUUUCUUCUGGCAUUCCAUCAAUAUCAUCUCAGUUACCAGGAUCUUCAUCUGCUACCGUGCCUACGAAUCUCCUUCAACUAUUGCAACAAGCUCAAGCUCACGUUGCGAUGGCACAGCAACAACAACAACAACAGUCCAAUCCUUCGCAAACUCGUCGUUAACAAUCCAUAUCUUAUUCUUUG